This is a messenger RNA of Gambusia affinis (western mosquitofish), 2510 nucleotides long. RefSeq names its product gap junction delta-3 protein-like. The coding region runs from base 589 to 1422 and encodes 277 amino acids. Gene Ontology annotation, cellular component: connexin complex. Lineage: Eukaryota; Metazoa; Chordata; Actinopteri; Cyprinodontiformes; Poeciliidae. Gene Ontology annotation, biological process: cell communication. The transcript is spliced from 2 exons. The record is from RefSeq and is a predicted model, not a curated record.
GAAUUUCCUUAAAACUGUUGCCGCCCGCUCAAUUAAAAGUCAUGACAAACCUCAUACUCAAGCCAUUUGGAGAGACCGGCCGAGGCCUGGGCUGUGUGGCGUUAGCGACCAACGUGUUUUUGUAAUGCCUUCGGGUUUAUCCGGCGAUCCCUUGAGGCUUGAGGAAGUCUUUCGUGUCGAAACAAGUAUAUGGACAGAUCAGACUGGACCUGUAUUGUUAUCUUGAAGCUCAUAAGAGGGACUAUAAAUUACAUGGCAUUUUAUCUCUAGAGGCAGUAGGUGUGUUUUAAAGGCAGCAGGUGGUUGAGGACUACAUCAUUUUUAAGAGAAGAUUCAGAUUUGAAGAGGAAAUACAUAGAUUUUUUUUUUAAUUGUUUCUUGACAGAAAUGAACUGGACAAAGGGAAACUGUCAGUUAUCAACAACACAGUGAACCCUGAAGUAACCUUUGAACCACACUUUCAGUCCUGAACAGGAUACAUUAGUGACCCAUUCAGUUUCUUUUUAAGCCAGAGACACUUUUCACUGUGUGAGGCACAGGUGAAGACAUCUCCAUCCUCCCACUGACAGAUUCCUGACCACAGCAGCCAUGGGUGAAUGGGGCUUCCUUGGGAGCGUCUUCGACAACCUCCAGGCUCACUCUCCGAUGCUCGGACGCUUCUGGCUCUUCCUCAUGCUCGUGUUUCGGAUCCUGAUCCUGGGGACUGUGGCCAGCGACCUGUUUGAGGACGAACAAACGGAGUUUUCCUGCAACACCCUCCAGCCGGGCUGUAAGCAGGUCUGCUACGACAAGGCCUUCCCUAUCUCCCAGUACAGAUUUUGGGUGUUUCACAUAGUUCUGAUUGCUACGCCGUCCAUAGUUUUCCUCAUGUACGCCACACAUCAUAAUAACAAAAAAGCCUCUCGGCCCAAGUCGAAGCGCAGCAGCUUUCAGAACUACGUAGAUGACCGGCGUUUGAGGAGGCUGUACAUCGUAAAUGUCAUCUUUCGAAUCAUAGCGGAGGUGGGCUUCUUGGUGGGCCAGUGCAAGCUGUACAGCUUUGAGGUGCCAGCCCAGUACCCCUGUGAUCGCUUUCCUUGCCCCUACACCGUUGACUGCUUCACCUCCCGCCCUAUGGAGAAAACGAUCUUCCUCUACUUCUACUUUGGCGUAGGGGUCCUAUCUGCCUUUUCUAGCAUUGUGGAGCUGUUCUACAGCUCCAUAAAGUGGUUCUGCUGCAACCAGGAAGACUUUGAUCUGGAAGACAGCGCUUGCGAGAAUCUCCGGAACUUCAGGCAAGAUGAGUCGGGCAAGAAGAUGACGCCAGACAGUGCAUCCGGCAGCAGCGUGCCUCUAAAAAAAGGAUUGGUGAGAAGCAGCAAGACGAUCUCCACUAAGGGCAAGAGAGGAAAAUAUGUGAGCACCAGGAUGUGCAUGGUUUGACAGGCUGUUUUUUUUGUUUUGUUUUCUUUCUAAUGGUGUACAUCAUUUCAUCUUAAAAUGCCAUGUAUGUAUGUGUGAUGGGACAUCCCAGGGAGACAUCCCUUAUUAUGUCUCCCUGAUGGGAGACAUAAUAAGGAAGUCCUUGGAGCGAGGUCAGGAAAUGAGUCUAAAGACGAGGCUUGGUUGACCUGCCGGGAUUAUGAAUCACGCCCGAGUCUAAACACUUGAGAGAGAAAAAUCUGAAAGCAAGGCCCUUGUUAGACAUGUUUUGCUCUUCCUUGGUUGCUGCAGAGCUCACUCUGACACUCCCAUUUUAGUGAAAAAAAUCCACCCUCAAGUGUGAUUUUAUGAAGUGUUUCUAUCAUCAUUGAAAGUGUCUGAAAAGAAACGUUUUCCAAGACAAAAUAGAAAAAAUGUUGACAUCAGAAGAAUAUGCUUUUUUUUUCCUUUUUCCCCACCAGGGGGUCUUUUUUGUGGGCUCUAGUGUCCCUUAUAUGACAGUAGGCUGACAGGAAAGGGGGAGGAAGAGGAGGGAAGACAUGCGGCAAAUGUCAGCCAGGUCUGGGAAUCAAACCCGCGGCGGCUGCGUCGAGGACUAAGGGACUCCAAGUGUGGGUUGCGCUAACCCGUACGCCACCACAGCACGUCCUCUUAUUUUGUUUUUUAAUGAGUUAGCUGCUAAGCUUAAGCUUUGCUAAAUUUGAGCCAACUCAAAAGCAAUGCUACAUUUGAAUUUUUGUGAAAGUGUUCUACCUACUGACGAGUUAGUUUUUUGUUGUUGUUUUUUUGUUGGUUAUAUGUCAGACAGCUCCUUCUGAAAGAAUUUUUCAGUUUGCUACUUGGAAAUAAAAGUUAAAAAUGUAGUUUACGCCUGAUACUAGCUUAAAUUUGUUUGGUGUGGUUGGAAUUUGAAAAUAAAAAGUUUGAGUUUUAUAAAACAGUAUUAUUGUCAACAUUAUACUUUAAAUCCAUAGUAAACAUAAAUGUGAUUUGUUUUGGAAAUAUCAUCAGGGCCUGCAUGCACUAUCAAAAUGUCUACCAUUUACAACCUAACUUAUUUUUUGUUCAAUUAAAUAGUAUUAAUUUAC